Zygosaccharomyces rouxii is the source of this 1668-nucleotide messenger RNA. RefSeq lists its product as uncharacterized. Gene Ontology annotation, biological process: transmembrane transport. Gene Ontology annotation, molecular function: transmembrane transporter activity. Lineage: Eukaryota; Fungi; Ascomycota; Saccharomycetes; Saccharomycetales; Saccharomycetaceae. The record is from RefSeq and is a predicted model, not a curated record. The transcript has a single exon. Gene Ontology annotation, cellular component: membrane. The coding region runs from base 1 to 1668 and encodes 555 amino acids.
AUGACGGGAACAGUCCAAGAGGAAAUUUCUGAAGAGACGUUGCCCCUGCUCAACAAGUCCAAGAGCCAAACGGUGGUCUUUGAGGCCGAGAGUGCUUGUGAUACUAUGGAUGACGAUACUGAUGAAUUAGAAGCUCAGAGAUGGCGCGAAGAAGUAAGGCAAUCACAUCAACACAAUGGAUUUUUACAACGCCCUAGCACCGGCUUACUAUGUCUCCUAUUAGCAAUCGUAUCUCUCGGGGAUAUGUUAUGUGUGACACCAUCAAUCUCUUUAACCAUGAAGAAAGUUUGCGCUGCAGAAGCCACUGAAAACGGAUCAUGUGACCCUGUCAAGGUACAGGAAACGGUAUCAUCGCUUUUCUCGAGUGGUCUGAUAUUGAGUAGUCUCUUUAGUAUAUCAGUAACCGGUGCUUGGGGACAACUUUCUGAUCGGAUAGGUCGUGUUAAAGUGUUUGCCUAUAUGACAUUCAUAAAAUUAAUCGGUAACGGACUUCAUUUAUUCACACUUUCAUCUUGGUGUCCCUACAGCCCUACUGCAAUUAUUGUAGCAGCCUCCGUUAAUAAUUUAUCAGGAGGGGCAUUUAGUCUGUUGGCCAACAGCUAUAGUUACAUUUCGGAUGUUACGGAAGCAGAGAAAAGAACGGAAGCCAUAGGAUCCGUGAUGAGUGUUACUUAUGCCACAAUGGGAUUUGGCCCCAUGGUUAGCUCUAUAUUAGUGGAUUUACCAUUUGGAUCAGAUGCUUUACCGAUAUUCUUUUCUUUGGCGAUCGGCCUGGUAGCCACCUUUCUAUGCGUUAACUCCUUGCAAGAACCAAGGCACGAACAAGCAAGAAGGAACUCUUGCCAGAGCGUCUCCACAGGCAAUUCGUCCCCUCUAGAUCCAUUAAAACAAUUGUGGUUACCACGUACCAAAUCGGGCUCCAUCGAACCCCGUUGUACGGUAAUUCUUCUGCUGGUAUUGGACGUUCUAUUUCUGUGCGUGGCAGCUGGUUCUGGUCCUGCAUUCCUAUUAUUCUUCUCGUAUCGUUACGGAUGGGGAUCCCGUCAAUUGGGUUACUACUUGUCAUCCACCAAUUUGGGGAAAGCCGCUGUAUUAGUAAUGUUAGCACCUCGUGCCCUACAGCUUCUAAGGAACCGUUACGGUACACUUCCGAGAACGGCAGAUCGCGUAGAUGUGCUAUUCAUACGAUUCUCACUAUGUGCGCUCUUGACUGGUAUAUCAAUUAUGUUCUGGCGUAACAAGGACACUCGUGCAGUCUACGUCUAUGCAGCCUUACAUGCACCCAGCGCUUUAUGUUCACCGACAAUACAAGCUACCAUUAUCAAAUACUGUCCCAAAUCCGCUACAGGACAAUGUUUUGGUGGUAUUGCUUUAAUCAGAUCUGCUGUCAUGCUGAUCUUCCCGGCCCUUUUGUUAAGGAUUUACGGCUACUUAGUCAGUACAACGCCUGAACUCUUCAUGCUAAUACCUCUGUCAUGUGCAUUUUUAGCGGUAAUGAUCAGUUUCGUACUAAGAGAACCAAAGUCUGCAAGUCAGACAGGAGGAGAGCAGGGGCAGCCGGAACUGCCUAGAAGAAGUUCUUGGUGGUCAUUACCUGCCAGCGAGCGAGCAAGAGAGGAAGCCAUGGUCCAGACAGAGUCCCUAAGAGAAAACUACUCACAGGCUUGA